AUGAGACUUUCGGAUAUCGUCCAUGAUGCUGCCUGCAGUGCUAUUACUGUUGAUUCACCAUGUGCCAUCUACCAGCCACAACAGACCAGCGAAGUGGCCACUUGCCUGACGUUUGCAGCAGCGGCUCGUGCCAUGAAGCAGCAUCGAUUCUUCCUGAAGCGACACUGCCAUCAACCACACAACAAUCGUUCACACCAUCAGCCCGUUGUUGUGGCAUUUUUGGCCGGAAAUUCCGUUGAUUUUUUGCUGUCCAUCCUGGCGUGUACCUUGCAACCAUCAUGUUUGCUUCCUGUGCUGCUAAAUACACGAUGGACUCCGGUAGAAAUUGCACAAGCAUUGGACCCAUCCGACAGGAAUGAUCAUCCCACAAUAUUGAUUGUCCACGAUGCACAGCAUGCUUCCAAGGCUCAGAGAGCUGCAGAGUUGUUACGAAAAGAAGCCCACCUAGUCUCCGUGAUUACCUUGAGUUUGCCCAGCAUUUCAGCGUCCUUCCGGACUCGACUGGAAACAUCCAACAAUCAGCAUCGACAAGCGAUGGAUAAAAUAACGACAAAAACGUCUCAAGUUGACGAGAUAAAAGACACGGGAAAAGCAUCCAACAACCCUAUCAAUGACACUGCAGUGAUCAUUUUCACCUCGGGAACGACUACGGGAGCCAAGGGCGUGCUGUUAAGCCAUCGAGCCUUAAUCAUUCAAUCCAGGGCCAAGUUGAUUCCUCCAUGCUCCUACGACAAGUCUACCAAAAUGCUAGCCACCACAGUCCCACUCUUUCAUGUGGGUGGAUUGAACAGUUCUUUGGCCGUUUGGAUGGCGGGAGGAACCUUGAUCUUUCCUGCUUCGUAUCAUAACAGAAGUGGUUUCCAACCACAUCAAGUUUGGGGAUCCCUCUCAAUAUCACCCUCAGCAUCCAAUACACUGGUGGUCGUACCGGCCAUGCUAUCCGCCAUGAUAGAGACAUUGAACAGCCAAAAGACUGCUGCUGUGUUUCCACACGUAAAAUUAAUCCUCAUUGGUGGACAGUCUGCUACAGAGCGACUCCUCCAGUUGAUCAUUCCGCGGUUCCCACGUGCUCGCAUCGUGCAGACAUAUGCCUGUACAGAAGCAGCUUCUUCCUUGACAUUUUGGCAACGACAUGAUCCCUACAACAACACAAAGACAAGCUUAGAAGGAGGAGGAAGAAGAAUGAUGGACAGUGGACAAUCAACCAGCAAUGGUACCAGAAUGGCUGGAGACUGCAUUGGACGACCACCGGCUCAUGUGGAAUUGCAACUUGUUGCUCCUUCAACUACGGGUGGAGACGAGAUGCCACAAACAAUAGCCAAAGCAUUCACAACUGGGAUCCUCGCUACCCGAGGACCGCAUUUGUUAUCAGGGUAUUGGCGUCGUCCCAACUCGCCGUUGAGGGAUGGAUGGUUCUGGACCAAUGACUUGGGAUACCGUGAUGACCUGGGUAACUUUUAUUUUGCGGGGCGUGUCGCCGAUGUCAUUCGGACGGGAGGAGAAACCGUGCUGGCCACCGAAGUGGAACGGGUCCUUAUGCAACACGAGGCAAUUGCCGAAUGCGCCGUCUUUGCCUUGAAAGAUUAUGACAAGUUUGGGGAGACAGUCUGUGCAGCGCUGGUGGGAUGUCAAAAUAAUGUCGAACAAGAACGACCCAAACUCUCGGAGAUUCGUCAGUGGUGUGGCCAGCAGGGACUAGCAGGGUACAAGCGGCCACGGCGGGUAUUUUGGGUCCAGCAACUGCCACGAAACUCAUCAGGAAAGUUGCUGAAACGAUUGUUGGUAGAACGCUUUGGCAGUAUCCAGCAUCCUGCAAGGAGUAAACUCUAA
This is a messenger RNA of Seminavis robusta, 1830 nucleotides long. Lineage: Eukaryota; Bacillariophyta; Bacillariophyceae; Naviculales; Naviculaceae. The record is from the annotation of a GenBank genome assembly.